Molecule: messenger RNA, 1745 nt
Organism: Gorilla gorilla gorilla (western lowland gorilla)
Lineage: Eukaryota; Metazoa; Chordata; Mammalia; Primates; Hominidae
Gene: MAGEA1
Product: MAGE family member A1
Exons: 3
Coding region: 230-1180 (316 amino acids)
Biological process (GO): negative regulation of transcription by RNA polymerase II
Cellular component (GO): nucleus
Molecular function (GO): histone deacetylase binding
Source: RefSeq, a predicted model, not a curated record
UUGGGGGGCAGAGAGAAGCGAGGUUUCCAUUUUGAGGGACGGCGUAGAGUUCGGCUGAAGGAACCUGGCCCAGGCUCUGUGAGGAGGCAAGGUUUUCAGGGGACAGGCCAACCCAGAGGACAGGAUUCCCUGGAGGCCACAGAGGAGCACCAAGGAGAAGAUCUGCCUGUGGGUCUUCAUUGCCCAGCUCCUGCCCACACUCCUGCCUGCUGCCCUGACGAGAGUCAUCAUGUCUCUUGAGCAGAGGAGUCUGCACUGCAAGCCUGAGGAAGCCCUUGAGGCCCAACAAGAGGCCCUGGGCCUGGUGUGUGUGCAGGCUGCCGCCUCCUCCUCCUCUCCUCUGGUCCUGGGCACCCUGGAGGAGGUGCCCACUGCUGGGUCAACAGAUCCUCCCCAGAGUCCUCAGGGAGCCUCCACCUUUCCCACUACCAUCAACUUCACUCGCCAGAGGCAACCCAAUGAGGGUUCCAGCAGCCGUGAAGAGGAGGGGCCAAGCACCUCGCGUAUCCUGGAGUCCUUGUUCCGAGCAGUACUCACUAAGAAGGUGGCUGAUUUGGUUAGUUUUCUGCUCCUCAAAUAUCGAGCCAGGGAGCCAGUCACAAAGGCAGAAAUGCUGGAGAGUGUCAUCAAAGAUUACAAACACUGUUUUCCUGUGAUCUUCGGCAAAGCCUCUGAGUCCUUGCAGCUGGUCUUUGGCAUUGACGUGAAGGAAGCAGACCCCACCGGCCACUCCUAUGUCCUUGUCACCUGCCUAGGUCUCUCCUACGAUGGCCUGCUGGGUGAUAAUCAGAUCAUGCCCAAGACAGGCUUCCUGAUAAUUGUCCUGGUCAUGAUUGCAAUGGAGGGCGGCCAUGCUCCUGAGGAGGAAAUCUGGGAGGAGCUGAGUGUGAUGGAGGUGUAUGAUGGGAGGGAGCACUGUGCCUAUGGGGAGCCCAGGAAGCUGCUCACCCAAGAUUUGGUGCAGGAAAAGUACCUGGAGUACCGGCAGGUGCCGGACAGUGAUCCCGCACGCUAUGAGUUCCUGUGGGGUCCAAGGGCCCUAGCUGAAACCAGCUAUGUGAAAGUCCUUGAGUAUGUGAUCAAGGUCAGUGCAAGAGUUCGCUUUUUCUUCCCAUCCCUGCGUGAAGCAGCUUUGAGACAGGAGGGAGCAGCUUUGAGAGAGGAGGAAGAGGGAGUCUGAGCAUGAGUUGCAGCCAAGGCCAGUGGGAGGGGGACUGGGCCAGUGCACCUUCCAGGGCCACGUCCAGCAGCUUCCCCUGCCUUGUGUGACAUGAGGCCCAUUCUUCACUCUGUUUGAAGAGAGCGGUCAGCGUUCUCAGUAGUAGGUUUCUGUUCUAUUGGGUGACUUGGAGAUUUAUCUUUGUUCUCUUUUGGAAUUGUUCAAAUGUUUUUUUUUAAGGGAUGGUUGAAUGAACUUCAGCAUCCAAGUUUAUGAAUGACAGCAGUCACACAUAGUUCUGUGUAUAUAGUUUAGGGGUAAGAGUCUUGUGUUUUAUUCAGAUUGGGAAAUCCAUUCUAUUUUGUGAAUUGGGAUAAUAACAGCAGUGGAGUAAGUACUUAGAAAUGUGAAAAAUGAGCAGUAAAAUAGAUGAGAUAAAGAACUAAAGAAAUUAAGAGAUAGUCAAUUCUUGCCUUAUACCUCAGUCUAUUCUGUAAAAUUUUUAAAGAUAUAUGCAUACCUGGAUUUCCUUGGCUUCUUUGAGAAUGUAAGAGAAAUUAAAUCUGAAUAAAGAAUUCUUCCUGUU